CAGCAAGACCUGGUCAGAAAUUUUCUCACGAUUCAGUCGAGUUUCAGCCGAAGCCGGAUCGAGAUCGCACAAAUUUUUGCAUAGUCGCGUGCGCAUCCCGCAAGAGCACGUGUUUCCAUCUCGUUCGCGCAUCCGGGUCAAGUGGGAAAACGGAAAGGGAUAGCACACUGUGAAUAUUCUUUUUGAAAAGUGUGACCUGCUGCUGCGGUGCAGAUAAAGGAAUUUUCGCCUCAAUUCCUUUUUCCGCAAUAAUUGGGUGAUAUUCUGGUUUCGAGACUGGAUUUCGAUUUCGACGAAGCGUAAGGCGCAGCAGUUAAGGAUAGUUGCUAUUUCCGAUUGUUUGUCAACGCCAAAUCUAGUGGGUUAAGUGCGAAUAACGAGUCCGAACUUUUGGUUGAAUUAGGUGCAAAACCAUAGGCCAAAAUGGUCUAAAAAUUUUGCGCAGAAGAGAACAGGAUAAGCAAAAAUAGCUGAGCAACCACUCCCGAACAACUGACAUCCGACAGGCAAACGGCCAGACCAUAAAGGAAAUGGGGUUGUUGUUUUUGGAAAAUCUUACGUCUUUUCCACUACUUCUCGGUUCAUGUGUAUAAGUUAAGCCCGUCGUGCGGGAAAUUCCCUGCGCUCAAGUGCGAAAAAGAUGUUGCAACUUGUGGAACAUGGGAAAUAAAAUGAAUCGUUGUUUCGAAAUUUAUGAGUUAUGAAUCAGCAUAAAGUUGUGUAUCCAAACGAGAGUAAAUGAAAUUGGCGAGAAGUGCCGGAAAUUCAAAUAAACAGACGCAGACGAAGUAACGGAAAACAUAAACAGUGAAUAAAGCGUUGCAGUUGGAGAAUGUAUUACGUGUACAAUUGUUACAGUUAAUACAUAUUCGAUAAACAGUAAACACAAGAAUACCAGAUUUUCAAUAACUAUUAUCUAAGAUGUCGCACCUGUUUCCAAGUGCAAAGGGUGAUCAGUUAUGUCCGCUUGGAUUUCACCCGCAAGUGCGCUGGCCUACACGUUGCAAGCGCUGCUUCCGUGACUACAAGGAACAUGGGAACAAACGAGGCGGAGAAGACAUAACAGCUUCCACACCGGUCCUGCCAGGCUCAUCCCAAUCGCGGAGUCGCGAUGGGGGCAGUAGCACAAGUUUGGACAAACCAGUGCGAAGUUGGACGUCAACUCAGAACCUGUACAAUUCCAAUGCUGGUCAAAAUCAAAGUGGGAUAUCGAUUGGUCCCCCCAGACCCGCUUCCUGGGCUUCGACCCCAGACCUUGAUAGUAUUCUGCAGAAUGUGAAAGCUGACCUGACAGUAAAUCUGACGCUCCCACGUCGAAGGCACACAACCACGUUUGAUAGUUUGGACAACUUGGAAACCACAGUCACUAUCAAGAGACCACCACUUCCUCCCAUUUUGAAAGUGGAACCGAAGAAAGAUGAGAACAAGAAGGAACUGGAGAAAGCCGAAGAUCAAGGGGUGGUAAUUGAAAAAGGGGACUCACUAGCAGAAAGAGUGCGUAAAAUGAAUCUCAUGAAACGACAAAGUAGUACCGAACGUGAAACUCUGUCACGUGAAAAAUCGGUUCCUCUGAAAGAGGAGGAUCAUACAGCCACAGGCUCCUCCGUAAGUUUAAAAUUGCCUAAAGAAAUUGAACCCGAGAAGGUGGAACGAAAACGUCGUGUUAUUAAACCCAUUCCAGAAACCACAGAAGUGGAAGCACCGAGCAAACCUCAACUAUCACUAAGUAAAACUACAAUAACUUCCACGAAAGCCAGUAUUGGUGCUUCAACACUUGCUCCAGUGAAGGAAAAAGAAACUAAAAAAACGAAGACUACUAGCGAAGAAUCCGUUAAAGAUACUACGAAAAUCAUACGUCGAAAACGAAUUGAUGCAGGGCCUUUUGAAUCUGCUUCUAAAACGGACACAAUUCCUCAGAAGCUAUCCUCUUCCAGCCAUACUGCCCCUAAGCCAAUAGUCGACGCGCCGUUAGCCAGCAGCAGUAGUGAUGAUGUUAAAUUUCUUUUCUCGAUCAAGGAUAACAAAUCGAAACUGGACGAAGACCUACAUUCGAUUUCUACCGAAACAACUGAAACAACUAUAGUUGAUAACUCAGAUAAUCGUGAACUGCAGGAAGAAAUUGAAAGUCUAAAACGUGAACUGGAAACCGUUAAAGCACGUUGCGAUCGAGCUGAACGAGAGAAGAGCGAUAUACUUCUUCGUCGACUAGCUUCAAUGGACACCGUCUCAAACAGAACUGCAGCAUCUGAGGCACUCAAGUUACAACAAAAAGUAAACGAACAAAAACAAUUCAUCGAGGAUCUUCAAGAUGAAAAGAAAUUUCUUUCUGCUAAAGUUAAAGAGCUGGAAACGGAUGGUAAAACACGUGGUGUUAAAAAUGUAGAAGAACAGCUUCGUCAAAAACUGGAGCAGGCCGAAACAUUAUGCGAGGAACUUAUGGACGAGAAUGAAGAAAUUAAAAGGGAGCUUAGAAACAUGGAAACAGAAAUUGAAGAAAUGCACGAUAACUUCCGCGAAGAUCAAGCCGACGAAUAUGCUUCGUUGAAAAAAGAACUGGACCAGACAACCAAAAAUUGCCGGAUUCUUUCUUUCAAACUAAAGAAAUCGGACCGUAAAAUUGAACAGUUGGAAGCUGAAAAGGCUUCUUUGGGUACCAAUACGGAUUUAGCUACCCGCGUUAAACAACUGGAGGAUGAAUUGAAGAUAGCAAACGAAGUAGCACGGCGAUUACAAAGUGAAGUUGAACAAAAUGAAUCAAAUCCUUCGACUCCGACGACUAAGAAAGCCCCAGCUUUAGGUAAAAUUGGUAAAUCAACCUCUGCGGACAACAAAAUUUCUCGGGCGUCACUAACCCGAGGAGGAUCCCAGGAAGAUCCAGUGCAACUAUUACGCGAUCUCCAGGAUUCUUUAGAACGGGAAGCGGAUCUACGCGAACAACUUAAAUAUGCCGAAGAAGAAGCUGAGGGCAUGCGACGAAAAUCGGGUCGAGUGGAAGAAGAAAAUGAAUCUCUCAUGAUGCAGCUGAAGAAGAUGGCUUCCAAAGCUAAAACGAAAAGUUUCUUCGGGGCUGGCAGGAAACUCAGUCCAAGUCCACCAACUCGUCGUGCUGUUCCAGAAGAGAAGGACGAAGGUAUAUCGGACGAAGAUGAUCCUGCCGAAUUGCGCCUGCAGCUAGAACUGAACGAACAGGAGACUGCGGUAUUGCGACGCAAAAUCGAGGAACUAGAGAGCGAAAACAAACGUAGCCGCGAACAUGCUAAAGAGUUGCAGGAAAGUUUAACAUCGAAAACUAAGGAAAUGGAUAAACAAAGCAAAUUUCCUCAGUUAUUUGGGUCGAAGUCCGGCAGUUCUAAAGAUCCACUAGAUGAGAAAAAGAUCAAAGUUAUGGAAGAGGAAAUCAGUGAACUGCGCAUGAAACUAAUCGAGAAAGAUCGAGAAGUAGAAAGGGUACAGGCAGAACUUAGCAUCGCGAAGACCAAAGGCGGAAAAUCGUUAACUAAAUCCAAAUCAUUAGAUGCCGACCAACAGAUUCAAGAUUUGAAAAGACAACUACAGGUCAUUGAACAGGAGGCAAGUGUUCUUAGAGAAAAAACCCAAACACUGGAACAAGAAAAUGAAAAGCAUUGUACGGAGAUUAAGUCUCUACAACAACGAAAAACUACACCCGCUAGUGAAGCAGAAACCAAAAAGCUUAGCUCCACUAUUCAAGAGCUACAAAAGGAAAAGAGUGAGUUAGAAGGCAAACUCAAACGCAUCACUCAGGAAUCUACUGCUAACUUACCAUCGAGAACAGCAAAAGCUCCAAAUGAUAUGCACACAAAACUUCAAUUGAAGAAAAUGGUUGAGGAUUGUGAAAAGGAAAUUUCCGAGUUGAGGGCUAUCGUGGGUCGUUCGGGUGCGAUAAACAUUUCCUCACUAGAGAGUGAGAAAAAUCAACUUGAAUCUGAUCUAAGGGAGUCUCGGGAGCAACGAUCGAAGCUGGAAGCAGAAAUUAAAAAGUUGUCCGCUUCAAAGGCAUCCGCAGAACAACAGGUUGUUAAAUUAAAUGAUGCUCAGCGAACAGUUCAAAAGUUGGAGGAUGAGAAUAUGAAACAGAACGAUAAAAUCAAAGUGCUGGAAGAAAAAAUUACAAAAGUUACUUCUUCGAUGAAAGCUACUGAAACCAACAAGUCGAAAUUGGAAAUGGAACUUAAAGCGGAAAAAGAUAAAACAUUGAAAACCGAGAAAGAUAUAGAUACCUUACAGAGGGAAAAAAUCAAAUCUGAAAGCAAAGUGAAGAGUCUGGAAAAGGAACUGCAGCAAGAGAAGCUAAACGCUGAAUCGUUGAAGGAAAGUUUGGAAAAAGAAAUUGAAAGCAUCAAACGACAAUCUACAGCAGCAGAUCCUGUGUCGCACAAAAUACAGGAACUCAAUAUAAAAAAUGAAGAGCUCAUAAGUAAACUCGAAGAUGAAAACAAACGCUACCAGCUUCUGGUAUCUAAACAUGAAACCCUGGAAGAGGAUCACGUCAUGUUGAAAGCACAGAUCGAAAACUACAAACCGAAGCUGGAAGAGCUAGAAAGUUUGAAGAAAAAGUUAUCGCAAGCUGAUAAUAUAGAGGCACGUUUGGUUAAGGAAAAUACCAACAUGAGCCGCCGGUUGGUGGAAAUGCAAAAGAGACAGGCCGAACUGGAGAGCAAUAUUGACAGCCGGUACACAUCCUUGGAGCUAGAAAAGAACCGAAUCAAGAGUUCUCUGGAGGACAAACUGCAGGAGUACGACAAAUUGAAUAAAGAAAACGAAAUGAACGCCUACCAAGCUGCGCAGCUGCGAAAAGAUAAUGAUGAUUUGAGAGGUAAAUUGGAUGAUUACGAAAGAAUCAACAAAGCACAGCGUACGCUGAGCGAACACAAUUCGCACUUGGAACAGGAACUCAAAAAAAUGCAGGUUCAGUUGGAAUCUGCAGAACUUAACGUUAAAUCUGAGGUCGCUGCCACCAGACUACGGUACGAGCAACAAGUUACAAACUUGCACAACGAGCUAACCGGUUUGCAACGUCAAUGUGAACGUUUCAAGCGAGAUCGUGACACUUUCAAACAGCUGGUAGAAGCGGCCCAGAAACAGAUCGGUGAUAUGAAGGCAAAUCGACGCAGCCUGGCAUCGGUUACUAGCACUAGCAGUGACGACGAUGACAAAUCAAAGAUAGUGGCACUAGAGCAGCAAAUAGGUUGCCUAGAGGAUGAACUGAGCGAGGCCCGAUUGGAAGCGAGCAAAGUACGCACCGAGUUGGUAUCUGAGCUGAGUGCAUCAGAAAUCAAGAUUUCUGAAAUGCAAUCCAAGAUCAAUGAACUGGAGGAGGAGAAAAUUAUUUCUGGUGGAAAGAGCAAGGUUCCUGGAACAAAAACUAGGCUAGAACUUUCCUGGCAGAAGGAACGUGAGGAUAUGCAAAGGUUGGUUCAGGAAACCUCCACAUUAGCUAGAGAUUUGCGACAGACCUUGUUCGAGGUUGAACGAGAACGAGACAAGGAGAAACUAGAAUCUAGACGUAAGAUAGAUCAAAUCAAAAAGACAACCGAAGAAGAGAUCGAGGAGGGUAGACGAAAGGUAACGGAACUUCAAAGCGAUUUACUCGAGUUAAGAGAUGCGCACGCCAAGCUGCGAACUGCGAAUGAGAAACUGAGACGCGAUCGAGAGCGUUAUGAGCGGGAAGGCGGUACCCGCAGAAGAUUAGAAGCCGAAGGUGAGCGUAGAAUAUCGAUUGUAUUGCAAAGCAUCGACGAGUUGGUGAGAAUAGCUCCAGAUAUACAGAAAACACCUGGAAGGCCCGAUACUGUUACGACCACUACAAGCACUGGAAAGACUAUAACAGCAAACACACCCAUUCCAACACCUCCUAUGCGCCACAAAAGUCCAUCUCCCGGGCCGGAUGGCGCUGCACCACGGCCACAAUCAGUAUCGUCAGUAUUAUCCCGACUGGCGGAGGCAUCUGAGGAGCUUAGACGCUACCAACGGAUGUGUGAUGAAGAAAAAGACAGAGAACGGAUGCGGCGUGGCGGCAUGAGACGAGCCGCCUCCCAGGAAAAUGAUUCCAUCGAAGGACACACGGGAAGACCGGUUAUGCGACUCAACCGGAAUGGUGGCAGUUUGUACAAGAAAAGUCUUUCGUUGGAUCAGUCCUUGCAAAUCGAACAACCACAGCUUAUAUGGAAAGAAGGAGAUGACAGCAUGUCAUCCUUGCAAUCCCUCGAUUCUGAGUAUGGGGCAAUGAUACGGGCCAACCGAGAUUCCAGCCUCGAUUCGCGACUUUCCGGAGGAUCCACUCAGAGCGAUAUGCCCCGCAUGCGAAAGAAAAAGCGUGGUAUCAUGGGAAAACUACGCAGCCUGAGCCUAUCCCGGAAUAAAGGAAGCGAAAGCGAUUAUUCGAUACAAGGAUCCGACUCCGAUCUGAGUAUCGCCGGUGAUAUUUCUUCUAGCAAGAGUAAUUUGAAAGGCAAGCUGUCGGGAAUGUUCCGGCGUUCCGGAUCAGCUACCCGAUCGAGCAGUAACGAAGCGCUAGACAGAGGAAUGCAAAGACCAGUUGCUAUUCAGACUCUAGGGAACGGUCCAGCGGUAGUGACUGGCCAACCACCAAUUCCGCGACCAGUUUCUGCUAGCACACCGCAUUUAGCAAGGCAAACCGGAAAACCGCCUACUCCUUCGAUUGUUCCGGCACAAAGAAAGAGGGUAGUGGCUUCGCCCGGGCCGCCGCCGACCGGAACGUUACCACGGCAAUAAUUUUUAUGUUGAAAGACGAAUGCCAUUUUACUGACAGACCAAGACAGUGAAAAUUGUUUAAAGCGAAAGAUAACGGCUUUAUUUCGUGUCGAUAUUAGAUAGAGCAUUGAAUUGAAGAAAAAAAUGAUUUAUACCUAAGUUGUUUCCUUCCCGUUGAAAUUAUAGAAUACUAUUUGUUGAAAU
Messenger RNA from Uranotaenia lowii, 6936 nucleotides. RefSeq names its product myosin-2 heavy chain. The transcript has 19 exons. The record is from RefSeq and is a predicted model, not a curated record. Bases 922 to 6753 code for a protein of 1943 amino acids. NCBI's taxonomy places the organism in Eukaryota, Metazoa, Arthropoda, Insecta, Diptera, Culicidae.